Molecule: messenger RNA, 1404 nt
Organism: Cladophialophora bantiana CBS 173.52
Lineage: Eukaryota; Fungi; Ascomycota; Eurotiomycetes; Chaetothyriales; Herpotrichiellaceae
Exons: 1
Coding region: 1-1404 (467 amino acids)
Molecular function (GO): hydrolase activity
Source: RefSeq, a predicted model, not a curated record
AUGAAGCCAGCCCGAAGCUUCACAAUAGCCCUGCUCUCAGUCUAUGCCUCCGUCUCCCAGGCUUUCGUCACCGCGGUCGGCAAUGAAAACCGCGCACAACAACAACAGCAGCAACAAAACGCAAUAAUAGAGCAGCAGCCCUCGGCUCUAAGAUCGCACGCCCUUGACCAUGGAAAGCUCUCUGAUGUGAUAGCUGCGUCGCCAUUGCUAUCACUGCAUCGCGCCAUCUGUGAAAUCGAGUCGGUAACCGACAAUGAAGCCGCGGUGGGGGACUUGCUCGUCUCGAUCCUCGAAGCGCACAACUUUACGGUGCUCAAGCAGAGUGUGCCGCCGCCGUCGGAUUCGACCAAAGAGAGAUUCAACAUCUACGCGUACCCGGAUAUCUCGAAGUAUUAUGGAGGCUCCGCGGCGCCUGGUGCGGAGCGGGAUCUACCAAAAGUGCUCCUGACUUCGCACAUUGACACGGUCCCGCCACAUAUCCCGUACUCGUUGUCUCUCCCCAAGAAGGGCAAUGACCUGGGGACGUCUACGUCGUCUUCUUUGUCACACCAGGACAUACUCAUCUCCGGGCGCGGCACGGUCGACGACAAAGCCUGCGUGGCCGUCCAAGUCCAAGCUGCACUGGACCUGCUCUCGGACCCCGCCGCUGCCACCAGCAUCUCCCCCUCUGACAUCGCUUUGUUGUUUGUGGUGGGCGAGGAAAAGAGGGGCGACGGUAUGCGCCACUUCUCCUCGUCGCAGCUCUACAACCGCACUCGCGACAAUUACAAAGCCAUCCUCUUCGGAGAGCCUACAGAGGGCAAAUUGGCGACUGGUCACAAGGGGAUCGAGAUGCUCACUCUCCGCGCACAUGGGAAGGCGGCGCACAGCGGUUAUCCCUGGCUAGGUAGGAGUGCGAAUAGCAUGAUCCUGCCCGCGCUUGUGGUUCUGGAUAAAUUGGGAGAUACACCCGAAGAGGACGGCGGACUGCCCAGGAGCGACAAGUACGGGAAAUCUACGGUGAAUGUGGGGUUUAUGCAGGGAGGUGUGGCGGGCAAUGUUGUCCCCGAAUAUGCCAUGGCCGACGUGACGUUCAGGCUUGCAGGCGGGACGGUGCCAGAUGUGCGCAGAAUCGUCACGAACGCAGUACGAAAGGUCGAUCCGGAAGGGCUGUUGGAGUUGGAGUUCUCCCAGGGGUACGGGCCGGUGCCGUUGGACGCAGAUGUAGAGGGAUUCGAGAAGAUCACCGUGAACUACGGGACGGAUGUGCCCAAUCUCGAUGUCGAGGACGGGGUCAAGAAGUAUUUAUAUGGACCGGGGAGUAUUCUCGUCGCGCAUGGUAAGGAUGAGGGACUCACGGUAGGGGACAUGGAGGAGGCACUGGAAGGGUACAAGCAGUUGGUGAUGCAUGCGUUGAAAUUGUAA